AUGGGGCUCACUAGAGGUGUCCGCACUGGCACGCCAUUUGGCUCUUUCCAGAGCUGCACACUUGCGAGCGGCCAAUCGGCUGGAAGGAUCUCCGCGACGCAAGUGACCCCGGGAUCAUGGCGCCGCGCAGGUCACUUGCGGCUCGAAAGGCCCUCACAACAGCGACACGACUCCCUCAUGGCAGCUCGAUGCUACGGCGCUGGGUGUCGAAUGAUGUCGAGCAGUACAGCUGCGCAUGGACUGGAAAGGUUGCCGGACAAGGUUCAGGUACGAACCGGCCCGAUUGGCAGGUAAGCAAGACGCAGAACAAGGUCUCUACCAGAGGCAAAGAAAAAUGAGCUUGAUAGUCUCUAACGAAGUCUGACGUAUAGGUUGUCGAAGGUCCUCGAGCCUAGAACGUCGGAUCAUAUCACUACGCGGGUGGGAAGCUCUUUUGGGUAAGUCAAUGCAUCGGAAAGGAUGUUGGCCACAUCGCUCGCCUGCUGAUUGCUGCAUUUUCUGGCUGUGAAAGAGGCAAUCAUUCUCUGGAAUGGAUGCAUUCGCCUCGCAACGUUUUACUGGUCGUGAAACGAGGAGACCAAGCUGCCAAUGCUGCUGCAUCGAAGAUAGCACAGUAGGUCUCACCGCUUAUAAAGCCCUUUCAGUGUGCUUGCUGAUGUCCCCAGCCCACCGCAUCAAAGAUACUUGAAAGCUCUUCAUCCAGAAAGCAACUUGAUAGUUGAAGAUGCAGACGUGUUCGCCCAGAUGCAAAAUCGCUUCCCAAAGCUGCUCUCCUUUUCUCCUGGUGAGCCUCCACGAAUAGCGUUUCACGAGGGUCAGCCGCAAUGCUCUUGAUUGACAUCUUACGCAGCCGAAAAGCCCUUGCUGGCUCGGAAGGUUGAUUUCAUCGUCACUCUUGGUGGGGAUGGGACCAUACUACAUGCAUCAUCGCUUUUUGACGACGCUCCUGUGCCUCCCGUGCUUUCCUUCUCAAUGGGGACACUGGGCUUCCUUUUACCUUUUCGUAUGUUUACCGCACUCUGUCUCCGUUAGCUGCCAAGAUCACUCCUCACACUUGCACCCCACUCGCUACUCCGCAGAUAUCGGUGCGUUCGAGCACGCUCUGCAAGAGCUAAUUUCGGGAAAGGCUUCGCUCUUGCUGCGGAUGCGACUGCAGAUGAGCGUGCAUGGACCCGAUGGGCAAGAGCUUCCAAGACGAUCACAUAAGCAGCAAGGUGCGUGAUUCUUUUGUCAACCCCACGCACUCAUGCACAUCGGUGUUGAAGCGCUAGAAUCGCACAUUUGAAACGACAGUCCACCUCAUGAAUGAAGUGGCGCUACACAGAGGUAGAGAACCUCACUUGACGAUGAUCGACGCCUUCGUCGACGGACGACACUUGACACAAGCAAUCGUAGGUUUACUCAUGGGGUCUCUGGACGAAUGCUGCACCGAGUUGCUGAUUUUCGCUUAACGGACCGCCGCUUGGCCACAGUCGGAUGGUCUUAUCAUUGCUACCCCGACCGGCAGCACUGCUUAUUCGCUAUCAGCGGGUGGUCCCAUUGUACACCCAUCAGCACAAAGCCUGGUGCUCACGCCUAUCUGCCCUCGCUCGUUGAGCUUCCGUUCGGUGAUCUUGCCGAGUGACUCCACCGUGCAAUUAAAGGUGAGCUUGCGCCGUGGAAGGUGCUCAUGACGUUACUCUGCAAGCUUAGCAGCUGUGUUGUGCUAUGUUGGGCUAUCCGCGCAUUUGUUUCUGCCUACAGAUAUCGAAGACCUCGCGUUCGCCCGCUGAGCUCACAGUAGAUGGCCAAGACCUUGGUGUGCUUUCUCCGGGCGAGUAUUUGCAAGUCGCCAUGUCGCCGUACCCAAUACCUUGCGUCAACAGGUCCAGCGCCACGUUGGGUCCGCACGCCGCGGCGCGCUCAAAGGAGCCGACGCUUCUGGACGAUGCAACAGAGUCCAAUGGAGCUCGGAGAGCGCAGCAAGAGCACCGACCUCUCAGCUCAGCUAGUCACAGCGAGCGCGAAGACGAUGAUUGGGUUAGAGACAUCAACACUCUGCUCAAGUUCAAUGCGUCCUUCGGCAAAGGCGCGUUAGAAAACCCUCUGGAUGACACUGCUGGUGCAGCAAUGAGCAAAUGA
Ceraceosorus bombacis is the source of this 2121-nucleotide messenger RNA. NCBI's taxonomy places the organism in Eukaryota, Fungi, Basidiomycota, Exobasidiomycetes, Ceraceosorales, Ceraceosoraceae. The record is from the annotation of a GenBank genome assembly.